AUAUGAUUGUCGAGGGCGUAGCAUUGUUAAAUCUAACGGUGAGGAAGUAUUAGUGUAAUCGUUGUGAGGUUACUUUGCCAAAGAGCAAAGUAACGAAUUUAUUAAAUACCAUGAAAGUAUGUGGUCCGAAAUAUGCCCUAUGUGGCUUAGUACUUUCUGUAUGGGGUAUAUUCCAAUUAGUUCUGAUGGGAAUAUUUUUCUAUAUAAAGAGCGUAGCUCUAGUUGAAGACCUAAACUUUGAAAGGAAAUAUUUUUCUAAUCAGAAUGAAUUCUAUUUAGAAGCUGAAAGGAGUUAUACGCAAAAUGCAUACAAUUGCUGGAUCGCAGCAUGUAUUUAUGUUCUUACGUUCUUAUUUUCCGGAUAUCAAUUUUAUUUAAAUUCGAGAUCGUCUCUUAGCGUUUAAUAAUAAUAAUAUAUUUCUCAUAUAUUGUAAAUGAAUUAACAAUGCUGUUAUAGAGUAAUAUAAUGUACUUGUAUCAAGUGAUUUAUUAUCCAGAUUAUUAUAUUAUGUAUAUUCUAUUUAAAAAAACAAAAAAGAAAGAAAUCUAAAUAAUCGGAGAAAUUUUAAUUUCAUUAAUUACUUUGUUACGAACAAAUCUGAUUUUAUAUAAUACAUUCCAUGUUUAUCGACUAAUGUAAAAAAAUUGAUCCUGUAUAAUGCGCUUAUGAUAUGUAAUUACAUUUUGUUGUGAAUUAGAAAAUAUUGUCAAUUAUAU
Messenger RNA from Polistes canadensis, 717 nucleotides. It is a transcript of the gene RNASEK, whose product is annotated as ribonuclease kappa. The record is from RefSeq and is a predicted model, not a curated record. The transcript is spliced from 2 exons. Lineage: Eukaryota; Metazoa; Arthropoda; Insecta; Hymenoptera; Vespidae. The coding region runs from base 111 to 404 and encodes 97 amino acids. Gene Ontology annotation, molecular function: RNA endonuclease activity.